Drosophila takahashii is the source of this 9574-nucleotide messenger RNA. The record is from RefSeq and is a predicted model, not a curated record. Lineage: Eukaryota; Metazoa; Arthropoda; Insecta; Diptera; Drosophilidae.
GCGCUUUCAGUCAGACGUGUUUUCGCUGGUUUUUCCGCGUCGGUCCGCCUUAUCUGCGCUGCGCUGGCACUUCGGUGGAUAGAGGGAGACGGAGGAGCGGUACACGACUUCGUGCAUGACGCGGCGCCCUGGAAAAUUGCAUUUUCAUACGGUUCGAGUGGAUAAUUUAUCGCCGAAAUGAUGGCCAAUUUAUUGGCCUGAAUGCGGUGGGCGUGGGGAAAAAGUGAAAAAAGUGUCUGGAAAAGUGCGAAGAAAUCGACAAUCGUGUUGUGCGUUUUGUUUGCCUUUCGCUGUCGCUGCGCUGCGACUGCGCUGCCAGGGGGCGGUUAACGGGAUCGCGGGGGCGGGAAAGCCAAUUGUUGACGUUGUUUCGCGUCUUCCCUCUCUUUCUCUUAACCGGAAUUGUUUGUCGCGUGUUUUUUACUCUGUCUUAUUGACAAGCCAGGCUCUGCCUCAGCCUCUGCCGGCGUCGCUGCCCCGGCAUUGUUAUUGUUAUUGUUAUCGUGUGCGGUUUCUGCCUCCCUCUUCUGCUUCUGCUUCUUUCUCGCCGUAUCCCCCACUUAUUGUUAUUCUCUUUUCUGCGGCUAAGUGCGCGCACUCAAGGUGAAAAUAUAUUAAGUUCUUUCGAGUGCCCCCGAGUGUUUGCAUUUGAAUAAAAUAAAUAUAAAGUCAAAUUCGAUUUACGAUCGUCGUCUAUCGGCGGAUGAUUCAAUACCCCGGCCAGUCCAGCGGCAGUUUUUCGGAUACGUAACCGAAUUCCCAGCUACUCUCUGCGGACAUAACGACAAAUCAUUGCAAUUAACUCGCGUAACCGACUGCGCCCCCCGAACAAUAGCUCCCAGCUCAGAAACAGCAACAGGAGCAGCCACGAGGGAAGCAUCGGGCGGAGGCCCAUUGUUGCGCCACCCGGCGGCAGCCACUCUACACACUCGGCACCCCCGACUCAGAUCCAAUCCUCACCUCGAGCCCUAACCCCCACAAGGCCACAGACAUGGGCGACAACAUAAUUGGCUCGGCAAGCUUCCUGCACUUGGGGGACAUUGUGUCCCUGUAUGCGGAGGGCAGCGUUUGUGGUUUCUUGAGCACACUCGGCCUGGUGGAUGAUCGCACAGUAGUGUGCCCCGAGGCUGGAGACCUGAGCUGUCCGCCCAAAAAGUUCAGGGACUGCCUCAUCAAAAUAUGUCCCAUGAACCGAUAUUCCGCACAGAAGCAAUUUUGGAAAGCAGCCAAACAAUCGGCCAGCUCCAAUACAGAUCCCAAUCUGCUAAAACGUUUGCAUCACGCUGCGGAGAUCGAGAAGAAACAGAAUGAGACGGAGAACAAAAAACUGCUGGGAACGUCAAUCCAAUAUGGACGGGCUGUGGUGCAGCUUCUGCAUCUGAAGUCCAACAAGUAUCUGACGGUCAACAAGCGGCUGCCGUCGCUGCUGGAGAAGAAUGCCAUGCGCGUUUACCUGGAUGCCAAUGGAAACGAAGGCUCCUGGUUCUACAUAAAGCCGUUCUACAAGCUCCGCUCGAUUGGAGACUAUGUGGUGGUAGGCGACAAGGUGAUCCUCAGUCCGGUGAACGCCGAUCAGCAGAACCUCCAUGUUGCGGCCAACUACGAGCUGCCCGACAAUCCCGGCUGCAAGGAGGUCAACGUCCUCAACUCAUCCACCUCGUGGAAGAUCUCUCUGUUCAUGGAGCACAAGGAGAACCAGGAGCACAUCCUCAAGGGUGGCGACGUGGUGCGCCUCUUCCACGCCGAGCAGGAGAAGUUCCUCACCAUGGACGAGUACAAGAAGCAGUACCACGUCUUCCUCCGCACCACAGGACGCACCAGUGCCACGGCUGCCACCAGCAGCAAGGCUCUCUGGGAGAUCGAGGUGGUCCAGCACGACUCUUGCCGUGGCGGUGCCGGCGACUGGAACUCCCUAUACCGGUUCAAGCACCUGGCCACGGGCCACUACCUGGCAGCCGAGGCGGAGGUCGAUCUGUCGACCGGAGCUAUUUCUGCCGCUUCGGGACACGAACUGCAUUUGGGCGACUGUAGUAAGGACUCGGGCCUCAGCUGCUCCACCAUGAACUCCACCAUAAAUGACAAGCCCAAGGGCAAGCAGUACCGACUCGUGUCCGUUCCGUACUCUGCGGACAUUGCCUCUGUGUUCGUCCUGGAUGCCACCACGAUGGCUCGGCCUGACAGCCUGGUGCCGCAGUCGAGCUACGUGCGCCUGCAGCACAUCUGCUCCAACACUUGGGUCCACGCCACCUCGAUACCCAUCGAUGCGGACGACGACAAGCCGGUGAUGUCCAUGGUCUGCUGCUCGCCCAUCAAGGAGGACAAGGAGGCCUUUGCUCUGAUUCCGGUGUCUCCGGUGGAGGUGCGCGACCUGGACUUUGCCAACGAUGCGUGCAAAGUGCUGGCCACGGUCACCAGCAAGCUGGACAACGGCAGUAUCUCCAUAAACGAGCGGCGCGCGCUGAUCUCGCUGCUGCAGGACAUAGUCUACUUUAUAGCCGGAAUGGAGAACGAGCAAAACAAGACGAAGGCACUGGAGUUCACCAUAAAGAAUCCUAUCAGGGAUCGGCAGAAGCUGCUGCGCGAGCAGUACAUCCUCAAGCAGCUGUUCAAGAUCCUGCAAGGACCUUUUCAGGAGCACACGGCCGGCGACGGUCCGUUUCUGCGGUUGGACGAGCUCAGUGACCCGAAGAACAGUCCGUAUAAGAACAUCUUUCGACUGUGCUACCGAAUUCUCAGGCUGUCGCAGCAGGACUACCGGAAGAACCAGGAGUACAUCGCCAAGCACUUUGGCCUGAUGCAGAAGCAGAUUGGGUACGACAUCCUGGCCGAGGACACCAUUACGGCCCUGCUGCACAACAACCGCAAGCUGCUGGAGAAGCACAUCACCGCCGCCGAGAUCGAGACCUUCGUUGGUCUGGUGCGGAAGAACAUGCACAACUGGGACUCGCGCUUCCUCGACUACCUCUCCGAUUUGUGCGUGUCCAAUCGCAAGGCUAUCGCCGUCACCCAGGAGCUGAUCUGCAAGAGCGUGCUGAGCGACAAGAACAAGGACAUACUCAUCGAGACGCAGGUGAGGGCUUUGCGGAGCGGGUCCACCUCCGCUCGCUGCUACAAGGGAGCCUCCGAGGACGUGUGUCUGGCCACUCUCGCCGAGGUGACCGGCGACGAUGAGGAUCGCUCGGAUGUGCAAUCCACGUCCACCACAACCACCUGGGACAGCGCGAGCCUGAACGAGGACGAUCUCAGUCUCUCGACGGUGGAUAAGUACGAAAUACACCUGAAGUGGACAGGACAGCCGACUUCCCGGUCCAUGGCUGAUUUGGCCAACAGCGAUGGCGGCGAACAAGAGGCAGCCAUACUGAACUACUAUCGCCACCAGCUGAAUCUGUUCUCCAACAUGUGCCUCAACCGGCAGUACUUGGCCCUAAACGAGCUCUCGCCUCGUCUGGAUAUUGAUUUAAUUCUCAAAUGCAUGUCGGAUGAGACGAUGCCCUACGAGCUGAGAGCUUCCUUCUGUCGGCUCAUGUUGCAUCUCCACGUGGAUCGCGAUCCCCAGGAGCCAGUAACUCCCGUGAAGUAUGCGCGCCUCUGGAGCGAAAUACCCUCAAAAAUGUCAAUAAUGGACUAUGACGGUAAGAACCAGCAGCCCGACCAAAACAAGCAAGCCUGCCGGGCCAAGUUCAACACUACCAUCGCCUUUGUGGAGAACUAUCUGUGCAAUGUGGCCACCAAAGUGUGGCUCUUCACAGAUCAGGAGCAAAACAAGCUCACAUUCGAGGUUGUUAAACUGGCUAGGGACCUUAUCUAUUUCGGAUUCUACAGCUUUAGUGAUCUUUUGAGGCUCACCAAGACGCUUCUGUCCAUCCUGGACUGUGUAUCCGAUACCUCAUCGGGGGCCUUUGCCAGCACGGAUAUUGAUUCUGUCGAAGAGGAGACAAGCACAGAGGCCGAGGGCGGAGUUCUGCGCUCCAUUGGGGACAUUAACACAGUGAUGACUUCGCUGGCCCUGGGAUCUGUGGGUCAGGCCAUAGCUGCUCCCAACAUCUCGCUGCAGCAGCGAAAGUCCGUCUCCCAGCUGAUGAAGGAGUAUCCCUUGGUGAUGGACACCAAGCUGAAGAUAAUCGAGAUACUCCAGUUCAUUUUGGACGUACGCCUGGACUAUCGGAUCAGUUGUCUGCUCUCCAUCUUCAAGCGGGAGUUUGACGAGUCCGAGGUGGCUGCUUCGGCCGCCAACAAUGAGGCGGCUCAGCAGCAAACCCAGCCGCAGUCGCAGACGCCCGGAAGUUCCCAUGAGACCGAUCCCCUGGAAAGUUCAGAGUCCGUGGCCGCUGCCGCGGCAGCAGCAGCCGCCGCCACAGCUGCCCGCCAGAAGAACAUCGAUCUGGAGUCCAUCGGUGUGCAGGCGGAGUGCAUCUUCGACUGCGAACGCAGCGAUGCAGCUAAUCUAGACCUGGAUGGCCAGGGAGGACGCACCUUCCUGCGUGUCCUGCUCCACUUGAUCAUGCACGACUACGCGCCACUGGUUUCUGGUGCCCUGCACCUCCUCUUCCGGCACUUCAGCCAGCGCCAGGAGGUCCUCCAGGCCUUUCGACAGGUGCAACUGCUGGUAUCGGACAGCGACGUGGAGUCGUAUAAGCAGAUCAAAUCCGACCUUGACAUCCUGCGACAAAGCGUAGAGAAAUCCGAGCUGUGGGUGUACAAGGCCAAGGCCACGGAUGAACUGGACGCCGGAGGUGACGCCAUCAACGUGGAGUACAAUGCCGCCUUGUCCCAGGAGCAGCGGAACGAGUAUCGCAAGGUUAAGGAGAUCCUCAUCCGCAUGAACAAGUUCUGCGUAACUGCCUCCGGUCCGGGUUCUGUGGUAAAGCCGCGGAAGCACGAACAGCGCCUGCUUCGCAAUGUCGGCGUCCACACCGUCGUCCUGGAUCUCCUCCAGAAUCCCUACGACGAGAAGGAUGACGAAUUGAUGAAAGAACUAAUGUGCCUGGCGCACGAGUUCCUGCAGAACUUCUGUCUCGGAAAUCAGCAGAACCAAGUCCUGCUGCACAACCACCUCGAUCUGUUUCUUAAUCCGGGAAUAUUGGAGGCGAAGACCGUGUGUGCCAUCUUCAAGGACAACCUGGCGUUGUGCAACGAGGUGACGGACAAGGUGGUGCAGCACUUCGUGCAUUGCAUCGAGAUCCAUGGCCGCCAUGUGGCCUACUUGCAGUUCCUGCAGACAAUUGUGCGGGCAGAGAAUCAGUUUAUCCGCCGCUGCCAGGACAUGGUGAUGCAGGAACUGAUCAACUCUGGCGAGGAUGUCCUGGUCUUCUACAACGACAAGGGCUCCUUCAACCACUUUGUGCAGAUGAUGCAGCAGCAGAUGCUGCGCAUGGAGAAGCUGAGCGACGACAGCCCCCUGAAGUACCAUGUGGAGCUGGUGAAGCUCCUGGCCUGCUGCACCAUGGGCAAGAACGUCUACACGGAGAUCAAGUGCAACAACCUGCUCUCGCUGGACGACAUAGUGACCAUCAUCUGCCACCCGCUCUGCAUGCCGGAGGUGAAGGAGGCCUACGUGGACUUCCUGAACCACUGCUACAUCGACACGGAGGUGGAAAUGAAGGAGAUCUACGCCUCGGGUCACAUGUGGAACCUGUUCGAGAAGAGCUUUCUGGUGGACAUCAAUCAGCUCAUCACAAAUCCGGCCGCCGCCAGCAACAAAACACUGCAGGCCUACGUUCUGAAUGGAGUAACAAAUCUCCUGGGCAGCUUCUUCGCCAGCCCCUUCUCCGAUCAGAGUGCCAUCGUGCAGUCCCGCCAGUUGAUCUUCGUGCAGCUGCUCCAGGCUGCCCACAGGCUCACCCAGUGCCGCUGGCUAUCGCUGGGCGAUCGCUUCAACGUGGAGAACUGCAUUCGCACGUUGACCGACUCGGCCAAGAUGCGUAGCAUCUCGUUGCCUCCCGAGCUGGAACAGCAGGUGGCCACCAUGUCCAGCAAGACGGCUAUGCUGACGCGACAGACCACCAAGUGGCUGCUGGCCUCCAAGCAGCCCAAGUACGAGGCUCAGCAGUCGGCCAGUUUGAUGCGCUGGGACCGCUCAAUAAUCGAAGGACUGCAGGACAUCGUGUCCCUCUUGGAGGACCAGCUCAAGCCGGUGGUAGAGGCGGAACUCUCGCUGCUGGUGGACAUCCUAUACCGCUCGGAGCUGCUCUUUCCCGCCGGAACAGAAGCCCGGAAGCGCUGCGAAAGCGGCGGCUUCAUCCGAAAGCUGAUCAAGCACACCGAGAAGCUGCUGGAGGAGAAGGAGGAGCGUAUGUGCGUCAAGGUUCUGCGCACGCUGCGCGAAAUGAUGGCCAUCGAUGUGAACUACGGCGAGAAGGGCGAUGCUCUGCGUCAAACGCUCCUGCUGCGCUACUUCCAAAGCAAGAGCUCGCCUAGGUUGCCGGAGGAGGAGAUACCCCUGCUAGCCGCUCCCCUGGCCGAUCCUGCCAAGCAGCACCACCUGGUGACCCAUGGACCGGGCGCUAAGUAUCUACAGCGAGCGGGCAAAACGCUGCAUGAGAUGCAGAACCAUUUGGACAGAGAAGGAGCCUCCGAUCUGGUGGUCGAACUAGUUAUCAAGUCCGUCCACUCGCCAAACAUAUUCGUUGAGGCUGUGGAAUUGGGCAUUGCUCUGCUGGAGGGCGGCAAUCCCAUAAUACAGAAGGGCAUGUUCCAAAAGUUCCUGAGCGACGACCUCAACCAGGCCUUCUUCAAGGUUUUCUUCGAGAAGAUGAAGGAUGCUCAGCAGGAGAUCAAGUCCACCGUGACGGUGAACACCACCGAUAUUGCCGCCAAGGCGCACGAGCACAAACAGGACGCCAGUCUGGAGCUGGACAAGAUCUCUCGCAAGCAUGGCCUCAAGAGCAACGGAGUGGUUAUCACCGAGGAACUAAAGCGGGAACUGCACAAUGCCGGCCUGGCAACUGCCCGGGCCUACGGAAAUGCGCGGAACAUCCACUCCGGCGAGGAGAGCUCCGCGAUCAGCGUGAACAGUCCGCUGGAGGAUAUACUGGCCGAGAAGCUCGAGAAGCACAAGGACAGCCGGGAGCAGCGCAACCAGUUGUCCAACAAGGUGCUAGUGAUGCAGCCCAUUCUCCGCUUCCUCCAGCUGCUCUGCGAGAACCACAAUCCGGACAUGCAGAACCUGUUGAGGAACCAGAACAACAAGACGAACAACAACCUGGUCUCGGAGACGCUGAUGUUCUUGGACUGCAUAUGUGGCUCGACGACGGGAGGCCUAGGGCUACUGGGCCUGUACAUUAACGAGCACAACGUGGCCCUGAUCAAUCAGACCUUGGAGGCCCUCACCGAGUACUGCCAAGGACCGUGUCACGAGAACCAGAACUGCAUAGCCACCCACGAGUCGAAUGGAUUGGACAUUAUCACGGCACUCAUACUAAACAACAUCAAUCCGCUGGGCGAGAACCGCAUGGACUUGGUACUGGAGCUAAAGAACAAUGCCUCCAAGCUGCUCCUCGCCAUUAUGGAAAGCCGUGGCGACAGCGAGAAUGCGGAGCGCAUUCUGUACAACAUGAAUCCCAAGCAACUGGUGGAGGUGGCCUGCAAGGCCUACCAUCAGGAGGAGCUGAUUGACGAGCAGGACGAUGGAGAUGAUCCGGAUGCCGGGUCGGAUGACGACGAUGCCACCGUGAGUCCGCGGGAGGUGGGCCACAACAUAUACAUCCUGUGCCACCAGCUGGCGCAGCACAAUAAGGAGUUGGCCGGCCUGCUCAAGGCCUCCGAGGAUCCGCAGUCCGCCAGCUUUGACGCCAAGACGAGUCAGGCCCUGAUGUACUACGCCACGCACACUGCGCAGAUUGAGAUUGUACGAAAUGAUCGAACUCUGGAGCAGAUCGUCUUUCCCAUUCCCGAGAUCUGUGAGUACCUGACCACAGACACCAAAAUCAAAAUCCUCAACACAGCCGAACGGGACGACCAGGGAUCCAAAGUGGCAGACUUCUUUGACAAGGCAGAGGAAAUGUUCAACGAGAUGAAGUGGCAAAAGAAGCUAAGAAGUCAACCGUUGCUAUUUUGGAUUAGCAGUUACAUGUCGCUGUGGAGUAAUAUUCUUUUCAAUUGUGUGGUUGUUAUCAACAUGAUUGUGGCGUUUUUCUAUCCCUUUGAUAAUACUGUGCCAGAGCUGAGUUCUCACAUUUCCUUGCUAUUCUGGAUUAUAACUAUAUUCUCGCUUGUGAUUGUGAUAACGCUGCCCCGUGAGUCUGGGAUUAGAACUUUUAUCGGUUCCGUAAUUCUUCGCUUUAUCUUUUUACUGGGACCGGAGUCAACCCUUUGCUUACUGGGCGUAGUCACGGUCACUCUUAAAAGCGUUCACAUAGUGAGCAUAAUGGGCAAUAAGGGAACUCUGGAGAAGCAACUAAUCAAAAUUAUAACUGACUUUCAGUUACUCUAUCACUGCAUUUAUAUCGCAUUUUGCUUUUGCGGCCUAAUCUUUCAUCCCUUUUUCUACUCAUUGCUGCUCUUUGAUGUGGUCUAUCGUGAGGAGACGCUGGUCAAUGUAAUUCGAUCCGUCACCCGAAAUGGACGCUCCAUUGUUUUGACAGCGGUUCUGGCUCUGAUCCUAGUCUACUUGUUCUCCAUCAUUGGCUACAUGUUUUUCAAGGACGAUUUCCUGGUCAGCGUGGACUUUGAGGAGCAGGACAAUGCGUCGCCUCCGGCAGUUCCUUUGACUAUAUCAGUGCCAGUACCAGGAGAUGCAUGUGCUGCGCCAGAUGAAUUGGGCAAUUGUCCGGCAGCGAAAGAUGUGGCACCACCGAAUGCUGGGGGCGGUGAUGUGAAGGAGCGGUCCUGCGACUCGCUUGUCAUGUGCAUAGUCACCACUCUCAACCAGGGCUUACGAAAUGGUGGCGGCAUUGGCGACAUACUUAGGGCGCCUUCCAGCAAGGAGGGUUUGUUCGUGGCUCGUGUAAUUUACGACCUCCUUUUCUUCUUCAUUGUCAUUAUUAUUGUCUUGAACCUAAUUUUUGGUGUCAUUAUCGAUACAUUCGCCGAUCUGAGAUCGGAAAAGCAGCAGAAAGAGGCCAUCCUGAAGACAACCUGCUUUAUCUGUUCCCUAAAUCGAUCUGCCUUCGACAACAAGACGGUCAGCUUUGAGGAGCACAUCAAGAGCGAGCACAACAUGUGGCACUAUCUGUACUUCAUCGUCCUUGUGAAGGUCAAGGACCCCACUGAGUUUACCGGCCCCGAAAGCUAUGUGUAUGCGAUGGUGAAGGCCGGAAUCCUAGAGUGGUUCCCCCGCCUGCGCGCCAUGUCGCUGGCAGCCGUAGAUGCUGAUGGAGAGCAGAUUGAGUUGCGCAGCAUGCAGGCGCAGCUUCUUGACACGCAGCUACUCAUAAAGAACCUGUCAACCCAACUACACGAGCUUAAGGAUCAUAUGACGGAGCAACGGAAACAGAAGCAGCGCUUGGGAUUGCUCAACACAACAGCACACAGCCUCCUCCCGUUUCAGUGAGGCUGCUAGGAAUAUACAAUUAGUUUGUCACUUGAUUUUGGUUAACAUUCCCUAUGCAUCCGCAUAAAUGUAAACCCAAAAGUA